ACAAGAUGGGCAUAGGCUGGGGGGUACGAAUACCACUAUGGAUACCAAUAUUAGUGAUCACCUUUAUGCAGAACAAAGUUAAAGCCCAAUAUGAGGACCAACAAGAAAAUUUUGAUGACUAUAAUUAUGUCCAGCAGGGACAAGACUAUUUUUCUGUACCAGUAACUAAACCACAAGAAGUGACAAUCAUCCAACCACUGAGAACGACGCUGCCUGUAAAGCCUGGCAACCCUGCUCACAAUGAACGUGUGUGCAGCACCUGGGGCAACUUUCACUUCAAGACCUUUGAUGGGGACAUCUAUCACUUCCCUGGGCUCUGUAACUACGUCUUUGCAUCCCACUGCAAAUCUGCCUACGAGGACUUCAACAUCCAGAUCAGGCGCACUGUGCUGGAAAACUCUCCUGUGAUCAGCCAUAUCACCCUGAAGCUUGACGGAGUGGUGAUUGAACUGACCUCAGACUCCAUUGUGGUCAAUGAAAACCCAAUUCAGCUGCCUUUCAGCCAGUCAGGAAUCCUGAUAGAGAGAAGUAGCGGCUAUUUGAAAAUCACUGCCAAGAUGGGUCUGGUCUUCAUGUGGAACCAACUGGAUGGUCUUCUGGUGGAACUGGAUAAGAAAUAUGCCAAUCAGACCUGUGGGCUUUGUGGGGACUUCAAUGGCAUUCCAAAUUACAAUGAGUUCACAUCAAACGACAUCAAGCUGACUGACGUGCAGUUUGGGAAUAUGCAGAAGAUGGACGGACCCACAGAGCAAUGCGAGGAUCCUACAUCUUCUUCUCUUACAAACUGCUCUACUGAAUUUAGAGCUAUCUGCCAGGCGGUAUUGACUGGUAAAGCAUUUGUGAGCUGCAAUGCACUGGUGGAUGUUCAAGACUAUAUUGACUCUUGCAUACAAGACUCGUGCCGCUGUGAUGAGUCUAUGAGUGACUUCUGCAUCUGUAACACCUUUGCUGAAUACUCCCGGCAGUGCGCCCAUGCUGGUGGACAACCUCUGAACUGGAGAACUAAAGAACUGUGCAACAAGACGUGCCCUUAUAACAUGCAGCACGAGGAAUGUGGCUCACCCUGUGCUAACACCUGCACCAACCCUGAAAGGUCAGCCCUUUGUGAAGAUCACUGUACCGAUGGCUGCGUCUGCCCCCCAGGAACCGUGUUUGAUGACAUUAACAGCUCUGGCUGUGUCCCUCUCAGCAAGUGCUACUGUACCUACAAAGGUGAAACGUAUAGUCCAGGUGCUUCUUUUACAUCCCAGUGCACUUCAUGUACCUGUACUGGAGGCCAGUGGAGUUGUGUCAGCCUUUCAUGCCCUGGGACUUGCUCCAUUGAAGGAGGUUCCCACAUCUCCACAUUUGAUGAGAAACAUUAUUCCUUCUUUGGAGACUGUAGCUAUAUCCUGACAAAGCUCUGUGACAGCGAUGCCUUCACCGUUCUAGGAGAAGUCCGCAAAUGUGGCCUAACUGACACCGAGACAUGCCUGAAAGGUGUAGCCAUAAGCAUAAGUGGAGGACAAACUAUCGUUGUGAUCAAACCUUCUGGCAGCGUGUUUGUGAAUACGAUCUACACCCAGUUGCCCAUCUCUGCAGCCAAUGUUACCAUCUUCAGGCCUUCAUCAUUCUUCAUCAUUGUACAAACAAACUUUGGGCUUCAGCUUGAAAUCCAGCUCGUACCCAUCAUGCAACUCUUUGUAAGCUUGGACCCAUCCCACAAAGGGCAGACAUGUGGUCUUUGUGGAAACUUCAACGAUAUCCAGACAGAUGACUUCAAAGCCACAAGCGGUGUAGUGGAAGGAACAGCAGCCGCCUUUGCCAAUACCUGGAAAACCCAGGCUGAUUGCUCUAAUGUCAAAAACAUCUUUGAGAACCCCUGUACCCUCAGCAUAGAAAAUGAAAAAUACGCUCAGCACUGGUGCGGAUUGCUGACUGACACUCAAGGACCUUUUGCUGAAUGCCACUCAACAGUGAAUCCAGAUGUUUACCACACGAACUGUCUGUUUGACACCUGUAACUGUGAAAAGAGUGAGGAUUGUAUGUGUGCUGCCCUCUCUACCUAUGUCAGAGCCUGUGCUGCCAAAGGAGUCCUGUUGAGCGGAUGGAGGACCAAUGUCUGCACCAUAACUUCAUGCCCCAAAUCCCUGACGUACAGCUAUGUUGUCAAUUCCUGCCAACCCACUUGCCGAUCUUUGAGUGAGCCCGAUGUCACAUGCAACAUCAAGUUCACUCCAGUUGAUGGCUGCACCUGUGCAAAUGGAACUUACAUGGAUGAAAAUGGCAAAUGCGUGCCCGCUACUAGCUGUCCUUGUUAUUACAAAGGAUCUGUGCUACCUUCUGGAGAGGUUGUUCACGACAGUGGGGUCAUAUGCUCUUGCAUACAUGGAAAGCUGGACUGCGUUAGAGUGAAACCACAACCAGUCUGUGCAGCUCCCAUGGUCUACUUUGACUGCAGCAAUGUCACUGCAGGCACAAUUGGAUCCGAGUGCCAGAAGAGCUGUCAGACGCUUGACAUGGGCUGCUACAGCACACAGUGUGUCUCUGGCUGCGUGUGCCCUAAUGAUCUCGUGUCUGAUGGCAAAGGUGGCUGUGUAGCUGUGGGGGACUGUCCAUGUGUUCACAAUGAGGCCUCUUACAAUCCAGGAGAAACAAUCAAAGUCAGCUGUAACACAUGCACUUGUAAAAACAGAAUGUGGCAAUGCACCAAUGAAUCUUGCCUGGCAACCUGCUCAGUUUAUGGAGAUGGUCAUUACAUUACUUUUGAUGGCAAACGCUUCAGCUUUAGUGGAGAUUGCGAAUACACACUGGCCCAGGAUUACUGUGGUAAAAACAGUACCAGCCUUGGAACCUUCCGAGUUAUCACUGAGAACAUCCCCUGUGGAACCACUGGGACCACCUGCUCAAAGGCCAUUAAAGUCUUCCUACGGAACUAUGAACUGGUACUCAGUGAUGGAAAGUUUGAAGUGAUAGAGAAGGUCCGUGGAGGGGAAGUGCCAUACAAGGUCCGUUACAUGGGCAUCUACAUGGUGAUUGACACUGACACUGGGCUGAUUCUCAUGUGGGAUAAGAAAACCAGCAUAUUCAUCAAGCUCAGCCCAGAUUUUAAGGGUCAGGUCUGUGGCUUGUGUGGGAACUACGAUGGCAACGGCAUUAAUGACUUUACCACCAGAAGUCAGUCUGUGGUAGGAGAUGUGCUGGAGUUUGGAAACAGCUGGAAGGUUUCUCCGACUUGCCCAGAUGCCAAGAGCAACAAGGAUCCUUGCACUGCAAACCCUUAUAGGAACUCCUGGGCCCAGAAGCAGUGCAGCAUAAUCAACAGCAAAGUAUUUGCUGCCUGUCACUCUCAGGUUGAACCAAAUGAAUAUUAUGAAGCAUGCGUGACUGAUGCUUGUGCCUGUGACACUGGGGGAGAUUGUGAAUGUUUCUGUACAGCGGUGGCUUCAUAUGCUCAAGCAUGUAAUGAGGCUGGCAUUUGUGUUGCAUGGAGAACACCAUCUAUCUGUCCUCUGUUCUGUGAUUACUACAACCCGCAGGGGGAAUGUGAGUGGCACUACAAGCCUUGUGGGUCCCCUUGUAUGAAGACCUGCAGGAACCCAAGUGGAAAAUGCCUUCAUGAGUUACAAGGCUUGGAAGGCUGCUAUCCAAAGUGUCCAGAGGACAAGCCCUAUUUCGAUGAAGAUGAUAUGGAGUGUGUUGAUCACUGUGGCUGUUAUGAUGCCAAGGGAAAAUAUUACAAGCCAGGAACACCCAUUCGUUCAGAAGAGAACUGUCAAUCAUGUGAAUGCACAAUGAAUGGCAUUAAGUGUGAAUAUGAUGAAGAUGACUGCUACUGCACAUAUGAUGGAAAGCAAUAUGAGUAUGAGGAUGUCAUCUACAACACUACAGAUGGUAUUGGCGGGUGUAUCAUUGCAACUUGUGGUCACAAUGGAACAAUUGAUAGAAAAGUCUAUGCAUGUUCUACACCCUUAACCACAACACCGUUUGUAUUUUCCUCUUCAACACCUAUAUCCACCACAACAGUGACACCGACUACACCAGUCUGCGUUCGUGAAGUAUGUCAGUGGUCACAAUGGUAUGAUGUGAGCCAUCCAGGGCCUGGGAUCAACGAUGGAGAUUUUGACACUUUUGAUAACUUAAGAGACAAAGGUUAUAAAGUUUGCAAAGCUCCAAAGGCUGUUGAAUGCAGAGCUGAAAAAUUCCCAAACACACCAUUAAAUGAACUAGAGCAAAAGGUAGAAUGUAGUACAACAACGGGACUAAUAUGUUAUAAUAAGGAUCAGCAACAAAUGAUCUGUCACAACUUCCAGAUAAAAAUCUUAUGCUGUAGCUUUGUACCAUGUGAUUAUACAACUCCUGCUACCACAACGCCCGAGGAGACUACAACACCCAUCACAAAAACGACCACUCCAGAAACUACUGUAACCAGUAUCUCUUCAACAACUACAGCACUACCUACCAGCACAGAACCUAAAACAACUACUCUUUCCACAAGUACCAUGACCUCCAAAACUCCUUCCACAACUCCAGUCACAGAAACAGCGAGUGUGUCCACUUCAACUCUUAGAACCACAGCUCCAACAACAACAAUCCCUGAAACAACUGCUAGCCCUUCAACAGAAACUGUAUAUACUACAGGAGAAAUCACCUCCAUAACACCUUGUAAACCAAAAUGCAAAUGGUCUGAAUGGCAUGAUGUCCAUUUUCCCAGUCUGGACAAUAAAGGAGAUUCUGAAACAUAUGAUGAUAUUAGAGCUGCAGGAAAAGUGAUCUGCAGCAAACCUGAAAAUAUAGAAUGUCGAGCUGAGAAAUUCCCAGAAAAAUCAAUUGAUAACAUUGGCCAAACUGUCCAGUGCAAUGUAUCCUUUGGACUUGUCUGCAGGAAUGAAGAUCAGGAAGGAGUGCUCCAAAUGUGCUAUAACUAUCAAAUAAAAGUAUUCUGCUGUGAUGAUUUUAGUCAUUGCCCAUCCACAACUACAGAAACUACAACAACUGCAGGCACAACUAUUGUUUCAACGGAAACUUCCACCCAGACUCCUACAACUACAGAAACUACAACUUCAACAGUAAGAACUACACCUUCAACCACCACAACAACAGAAACCACAACCAAAGAAGUUACAACAGCUACUCCUUUAACAACCACCCCUGUAGAAACUACAACAAUCAUAACUAUACCUUUCACUACCACAACCACAGAAACUACAACUACUCUAGGCACACCCAUUGUUUCAACAGAAACGUCCACUCUGACUUCUACAACUACAGAAACUACAUCAACAGUAGGAACUACACAUUCAUCCACCACCAGCAUUGAAACUACAACAAUCACAACUACACCUUUCACUACCACAACCACACAAACUACAACAACCUCAGGCACUACAACCAUGACAACCCCUCACACUACUACUACAAUACCAACCACUACGCCAAUAACCUCAACACCAAUUCCAAGCACUUUUACAACUACAACUACUUCACCAACCACAACUCAAACCACCACCACAGAAUUUACCACAAUAGUAAGUACAACCACUACACCAACAACCACUGAAACUACCACAGCUGCAACUACUACACCUAUUUCAACAACAAAACCUACAUCAUCAAUAACAGUAACUACUCCAGCAAUAACCACAGUCUCAGAAACUACAACAGCUGUGACAACUGUUCCUAUAACAACUCCUGGUUGUUUUAAAGAACUAUGUGAAUGGUCACAAUGGUAUGAUGUAAGUUACCCAGGGUCUGCUAUCAAUGAUGGAGAUUUCGAUACAUUUAAGAAUAUAAGAGCUAAAGGAUACAAAGUAUGCAAAGCUCCAAAGGCUGUGGAAUGCAGAGCAGAAAGAUUCCCUAACACACCAUUAAAUGAGCUGGAGCAAAAUGUAAUAUGCAGCAAAACAGAAGGGCUGAUAUGUUAUAACAAGGAUCAACUUCCACCAAUCUGCUAUAAUUACCAGAUCAAAAUUCAGUGUUGCCAAAAUGUAAAUGUACCAUGCCCAGCCACUACAACGACAGUAACAACCAUCCCAACGACUACCCGAAUAGUAACAACCACCCCAGCCACUACCCCAAUUGUAACAACCACCCCAGCCACUACUCCAAGAGUAACAACCACCACAACAAUACUAACAACCACCCCAACUAUUACCCCAAUAGGAACAACCACCCCAGCCACUACUCCAAGAGUAACAACUACCCCAGCCACUACUCCAAGAGUAACAACCACCACAACAAUACUAACAACCACCCCAACCAUUACCCCAAUAGGAACAACCACCCCAGCCACUACUCCAAGAGUAACAACUACCCCAGCCACUACUCCAAGAGUAACAACCACCACAACAAUACUAACAACCACCCCAACCAUUACCCCAAUAGGAACAACCACCCCAGCCACUACUCCAAGAAUAACAACUACCCCAGCCACUACUCCAAGAGUAACAACCACCACAACAAUACUAACAACCACCCCAACCAUUACCCCAAUAGGAACAACCACCCCAGCCACUACUCCAAGAGUAACAACUACCCUAGCCACUACUCCAAGAGUAACAACCACCACAACAAUACUAACAACCACCCCAACCAUUACCCCAAGAGGAACAACUACCCCAGCCACUACUCCAAGAGUAACAACCACCACAACAAUAGUAACAACCACCCCAACCAUUACCCCAAUAGGAACAACCACCCCAGCCACUACUCCAAGAGUAACAACCACCACAACAAUACUAACAACCACCCCAACCAUUACCCCAAUAGGAACAACCACCCCAGCCACUACUCCAAGAGCAACAACCACCCCAGCUACUACCCGAAUAGAAACAACCACCCCAGCAACUACAACACCAGUAACAACCACUCCAACCACUACAACAGUGAAAAUCACCCCAGCUACGACCCGAAUAGAAACAACCACCCCAGCAACUACUCCAAUAGUAAAAACCACCCCAGCCACUACAACACCAGUAACAACCACUCCAGCCACUAAAACAGUGAAAACCACCCCAGCUACUACCCGAAUACAAACAGCCACCCCAGCAACUACUCCAAUAGUAAAAACCACCCCAGCCACAACAAAGACAGUAACAACAAGGACGACAGCAAUGACACACCACAUUAUUACCCAUAUAAAAACAACACAACCACCUCAGACAGGACCUAUAUAUCAAGAAACGACUAAAGCAAUGCACAGUACAACUAAAGAAACCACACUGGUGAAUAAAACAACACCAGAAAGAACUCCAGUCACAACAACAUCAACAAUCUCCACAACACUGCCAACUACCACAAUUGUAGAAACCACCACUAGUGAAACAACCCAAAGCACAACGACAAUUGGUACCACCUCUCUACCUACCACAGAAAUCCCCACAACAUCGCCAAGACCCACAACUCCACGAACAUCUACUUCCUCAACUACAACAUGUAAGCCAAAGUGCACAUGGUCCAAAUGGUUUGAUGUCGAUUUUCCCUCUUCUGGACCUAAAGAAGGAGACAUUGAAACCUACAACAACAUAAGGGCAGCAGGAGAGAGAAUCUGCAGAAAGCCUGAAAAUAUUGAGUGUAGGGCAGAAAACUACCCGGACAUAAGCAUCAACCAGAUCGGUCAAGUUGUGCAGUGCGAUGUCAAUUUCGGGCUGGUGUGCAAAAAUGAGGAUCAAAUUGGGAAAUUUAAAAUGUGUUUCAAUUACGAGGUACGAGUUUUGUGCUGUGAAGAAAACCCUAACUGCCCAACCACAACCAGAAGUAUCGCGACCACAACUACACGUAUGCCACCAACUACACUCAAAGAAACCAUCACUGAAGUCACAACUUCGCCUAAACCACCAGUCACAGAAACACCAGGAACUACCACUUCUGAAACAACUCCAAUCACUACACCUAAAAGUAUAACCAGAAGCACAAUGGGCACCACCACUCUGCCUCCCAAAGAAACCACCACAACAUCAACAAUCUCCACAACACUGCCAACUACCACAAUUGUAGAAACCACCACUAGUGAAACAACCCAAAGUACAACCACAACUGGUACUACCUCUCUACCUACCACAGAAAUCCCCACAACAUCGCCAAGACCCACAACUCCACGAACAUCUACUUCCUCAACUACAACAUGUCAGCCAACGUGCACAUGGUCCAAAUGGUUUGAUGUCGAUUUUCCCUCUUCUGGACCUAAAGAAGGAGACAUUGAAACCUACAACAACAUAAGGGCAGCAGGAGAGAGAAUCUGCAGAAAGCCCGAAAAUAUUGAGUGUAGGGCAGAAAAUUACCCGGACAUAAGCAUCGACCAGAUCGGUCAAGUUGUGCAGUGCGAUGUCAAUUUCGGGCUGGUGUGCAAAAAUGAGGAUCAAAUUGGGAAAUUUAAAAUGUGUUUCAAUUACGAGGUACGAGUUUUGUGCUGUGAAGAAAACCCUAACUGCCCAACCACAACCAGAAGUAUCGCGACCACAACUACACGUAUGCCACCAACUACACUCAAAGAAACCACCACUGAAGUCACAACUUCGCCUAAACCACCAGUCACAGAAACACCAGGAACUACCACUUCUGAAACAACUCCAAUCACUACACCUAAAAGUACAACCAGAAGCACAACGGGCACCACCACUCUGCCUCCCAAAGAAACCACCACAACAUCAACAAUCUCCACAACACUGCCAACUACCACAAUUGUAGAAACCACCACUAGUGAAACAACCCAAAGUACAACGACAACUGGUACCACCACUCUACCUACCACAGAAAUCCCCACAGCAUCGCCAAGACCCACAACUCCACGAACAUCUACUUCCUCACCUACAACAUGUCAGCCAACGUGCACAUGGUCCAAAUGGUUUGAUGUCGAUUUUCCCUCUUCUGGACCUAAAGAAGGAGACAUUGAAACCUAUAACAACAUAAGGGCAGCAGGAGAGAUAAUCUGCAGAAAGCCCGAAAAUAUUGAGUGUAGGGCAGAACAUUACCCGGACAUAAGCAUCGACCAGAUCGGUCAAGUUGUGCAGUGCGAUGUCAAUUUCGGGCUGGUGUGCAAAAAUGAGGAUCAAAUUGGGAAAUUAAAAAUGUGUUUCAAUUACGAGGUACGAGUUUUGUGCUGUGAAGAAAACCCUAACUGCCCAACCACAACCAGAAGUAUUGCGACCACAACUACACGUAUGCCACCAACUACACUCAAAGAAACCACCACUGAAGUCACAACUUCGCCUAAACCACCAGUCACAGAAACACCAGGAACUACCACUUCUGAAACAACUCCAAUCACUACACCUAAAAGUACAACCAGAAGGACAACGGGCACCACCACUCUGCCUCCCAAAGAAACCACCACAACAUCAACAAUCUCCACAACACUGCCAACUACCACAAUUGUAGAAACCACCACUAGUGAAACAACCCAAAGUACAACCACAACUGGUACCACCACUCUACCUACCACAGAAAUCCCCACAACAUCGCCAAGACCCACAACUCCACGAACAUCUACUUCCUCAACUACAACAUGUCAGCCAACGUGCACAUGGUCCAAAUGGUUUGAUGUCGAUUUUCCCUCUUCUGGACCUAAAGAAGGAGACAUUGAAACCUACAACAACAUAAGGGCAGCAGGAGAGAGAAUCUGCAGAAAGCCCGAAAAUAUUGAGUGUAGGGCAGAAAAUUACCCGGACAUAAGCAUCGACCAGAUCGGUCAAGUUGUGCAGUGCGAUGUCAAUUUCGGGCUGGUGUGCAAAAAUGAGGAUCAAAUUGGGAAAUUUAAAAUGUGUUUCAAUUACGAGGUACGAGUUUUGUGCUGUGAAGAAAACCCUAACUGCCCAACCACAACCAGAAGUAUCGCGACCACAACUACACGUAUGCCACCAACUACACUCAAAGAAACCACCACUGAAGUCACAACUUCGCCUAAACCACCAGUCACAGAAACACCAGGAACUACCACUUCUGAAACAACUCCAAUCACUACACCUAAAAGUACAACCAGAAGCACAACGGGCACCACCACUCUGCCUCCCAAAGAAACCACCACAACAUCAACAAUCUCCACAACACUGCCAACUACCACAAUUGUAGAAACCACCACUAGUGAAACAACCCAAAGUACAACCACAACUGGUACCACCACUCUACCUACCACAGAAAUCCCCACAACAUCGCCAAGACCCACAACUCCACGAACAUCUACUUCCUCAACUACAACAUGUCAGCCAACGUGCACAUGGUCCAAAUGGUUUGAUGUCGAUUUUCCCUCUUCUGGACCUAAAGAAGGAGACAUUGAAACCUAUAACAACAUAAGGGCAGCAGGAGAGAUAAUCUGCAGAAAGCCCGAAAAUAUUGAGUGUAGGGCAGAACAUUACCCGGACAUAAGCAUCGACCAGAUCGGUCAAGUUGUGCAGUGCGAUGUCAAUUUCGGGCUGGUGUGCAAAAAUGAGGAUCAAAUUGGGAAAUUAAAAAUGUGUUUCAAUUACGAGGUACGAGUUUUGUGCUGUGAAGAAAACCCUAACUGCCCAACCACAACCAGAAGUAUUGCGACCACAACUACACGUAUGCCACCAACUACACUCAAAGAAACCACCACUGAAGUCACAACUUCGCCUAAACCACCAGUCACAGAAACACCAGGAACUACCACUUCUGAAACAACUCCAAUCACUACACCUAAAAGUACAACCAGAAGGACAACGGGCACCACCACUCUGCCUCCCAAAGAAACCACCACAACAUCAACAAUCUCCACAACACUGCCAACUACCACAAUUGUAGAAACCACCACUAGUGAAACAACCCAAAGUACAACCACAACUGGUACCACCACUCUACCUACCACAGAAAUCCCCACAACAUCGCCAAGACCCACAACUCCACGAACAUCUACUUCCUCAACUACAACAUGUCAGCCAACGUGCACAUGGUCCAAAUGGUUUGAUGUCGAUUUUCCCUCUUCUGGACCUAAAGAAGGAGACAUUGAAACCUACAACAACAUAAGGGCAGCAGGAGAGAGAAUCUGCAGAAAGCCCGAAAAUAUUGAGUGUAGGGCAGAAAAUUACCCGGACAUAAGCAUCGACCAGAUCGGUCAAGUUGUGCAGUGCGAUGUCAAUUUCGGGCUGGUGUGCAAAAAUGAGGAUCAAAUUGGGAAAUUUAAAAUGUGUUUCAAUUACGAGGUACGAGUUUUGUGCUGUGAAGAAAACCCUAACUGCCCAACCACAACCAGAAGUAUCGCGACCACAACUACACGUAUGCCACCAACUACACUCAAAGAAACCACCACUGAAGUCACAACUUCGCCUAAACCACCAGUCACAGAAACACCAGGAACUACCACUUCUGAAACAACUCCAAUCACUACACCUAAAAGUACAACCAGAAGCACAACGGGCACCACCACUCUGCCUCCCAAAGAAACCACCACAACAUCAACAAUCUCCACAACACUGCCAACUACCACAAUUGUAGAAACCACCACUAGUGAAACAACCCAAAGUACAACGACAACUGGUACCACCACUCUACCUACCACAGAAAUCCCCACAGCAUCGCCAAGACCCACAACUCCACGAACAUCUACUUCCUCAACUACAACAUGUCAGCCAACGUGCACAUGGUCCAAAUGGUUUGAUGUCGAUUUUCCCUCUUCUGGACCUAAAGAAGGAGACAUUGAAACCUAUAACAACAUAAGGGCAGCAGGAGAGAUAAUCUGCAGAAAGCCCGAAAAUAUUGAGUGUAGGGCAGAAAAUUACCCGGACAUAAGCAUCGACCAGAUCGGUCAAGUUGUGCAGUGCGAUGUCAAUUUCGGGCUGGUGUGCAAAAAUGAGGAUCAAAUUGGGAAAUUUAAAAUGUGUUUCAAUUACGAGGUACGAGUUUUGUGCUGUGAAGAAAACCCUAACUGCCCAACCACAACCAGAAGUAUCGCAACCACAACUACACGUAUGCCACCAACUACACUCAAAGAAACCACCACUGAAGUCACAACUUCGCCUAAACCACCAGUCACAGAAACACCAGGAACUACCACUUCUGAAACAACUCCAAUCACUACACCUAAAAGUACAACCAGAAGCACAACGGGCACCACCACUCUGCCUCCCAAAGAAACCACCACAACAUCAACAAUCUCCACAACACUGCCAACUACCACAAUUGUAGAAACCACCACUAGUGAAACAACCCAAAGUACAACCACAACUGGUACCACCACUCUACCUACCACAGAAAUCCCCACAACAUCGCCAAGACCCACAACUCCACGAACAUCUACUUCCUCACCUACAACAUGUCAGCCAACGUGCACAUGGUCCAAAUGGUUUGAUGUCGAUUUUCCCUCUUCUGGACCUAAAGAAGGAGACAUUGAAACCUACAACAACAUAAGGGCAGCAGGAGAGAAAAUCUGCAGAAAGCCUGAAAAUAUUGAGUGUAGGGCAGAAAAUUACCCGGACAUAAGCAUCGACCAGAUCGGUCAAGUUGUGCAGUGCGAUGUCAAUUUCGGGCUGGUGUGCAAAAAUGAGGAUCAAAUUGGGAAAUUUAAAAUGUGUUUCAAUUAUGAGGUACGUGUUUUGUGCUGUGAAGAAAACCCUAACUGCCGAACCACAACCAGAAGUAUCGCGACCACAACUACACGUAUGCCACCAACUACACUCAAAGAAACCACCACUGAAGUCACAACUUCGCCUAAACCACCAGUCACAGAAACACCAGGAACUACCACUUCUGAAACAACUCCAAUCACUACACCUAAAAGUACAACCAGAAGCACAACGGGCACCACCGCUCUGCCUCCCAAAGAAACCACCACAACAUCAACAAUCUCCACAACACUGCCAACUACCACAAUUGUAGAAACCACCACUAGUGAAACAACCCAAAGUACAACCACAACUGGUACCACCACUCUACCUACCACAGAAAUCCCCACAACAUCGCCAAGACCCACAACUCCACGAACAUCUACUUCCUCACCUACAACAUGUCAGCCAACGUGCACAUGGUCCAAAUGGUUUGAUGUCGAUUUUCCCUCUUCUGGACCUAAAGAAGGAGACAUUGAAACCUACAACAACAUAAGGGCAGCAGGAGAGAAAAUCUGCAGAAAGCCUGAAAAUAUUGAGUGUAGGGCAGAAAAUUACCCGGACAUAAGCAUCGACCAGAUCGGUCAAGUUGUGCAGUGCGAUGUCAAUUUCGGGCUGGUGUGCAAAAAUGAGGAUCAAAUUGGGAAAUUUAAAAUGUGUUUCAAUUACGAGGUACGUGUUUUGUGCUGUGAAGAAAAUGUAAAUUGUCCUGUUACAACCUCAGUUUUGUCAACAACGCCAACACGAGUAACCACGCCAACUGUCUCAAGUACACAAACAGGAACAACAGAAGUAACCAUGACAACUACUCACUGUUUUUGCCAAAUUGAGGAUGCUGUUUUUGCACCUGGUGAAAUUAUUUACAACAGAACAGACAAGGAUGGAUGUAAUUUUUAUGCCAUUUGUAGUAAAACAUGUUCAGUGGAGCGAUUUAAGGGACCAUGUAACUCAACAACUCCAGCAACAACAAAUACACCGACAACUUCAACAUCUAUACCAACUACAACUCCCACUACAACAGUUAGUUCAACCACUAAAAUUGAGUGUCCUGAUGCUAAACCUCCCAGAAAGACAGGUGAAACAUGGAAGAUAUCCAACUGUACCACUGCAACUUGCGAGGGAAAUAACAAAGUCGUUAUACAGCAAAUAAAAUGCCCACCUGUAAAGAAAAUUACCUGUGCCAAUGGAUACCCACCAGUAAAGGUCUUCAGUGAGGAUGGCUGCUGUUACCAUUAUGAAUGUGAAUGUGUCUGUAGUGGCUGGGGUGACCCUCACUACAUUACAUUCGAUGGAACCUAUUACACAUUCCUUGACAACUGCACAUAUACCCUUGUGAAGCAGAUUACCCCUAAAUAUGACAACUUCCGUGUUGACAUUGACAAUUACUUCUGCGAUGCAGACGAUGGACUUUCCUGUCCUCAGUCCAUUAUUGUUUACUACAAGUCCAUGGUGGUAGUGCUGACGCGUGAACUCUAUAAUGGAGUGAUGGCUAAUAAGAUUAUCUUCAAUAAAAUGAUUGUCAAACCAGGCUUCCAGAAAGAUGGCAUUUCUGUUUCCAUGCUUGGCAUCAACAUGGUUGUUGAAAUACCUGAGAUUGGAGCUACCAUCAUCUUCAGUGGGUUGAUCUUCUCAGUGAAACUCCCAUUCAGCAAAUUUGGCAAUAACACUGAAGGACAGUGUGGUACAUGCACAAACAUUAAAUCAGAUGACUGCCGCUUGCCAAGUGGUAAGAUCAUUCCUUCUUGUACCCAAAUGGCUCCCUAUUGGAAGGUUGACGAUGGCAAGAAGCGAUACUGUGUAGGAACACCAACACCACCAACACCAAGACCCAGCACCCCAACUCCAGCUCCCAGCUGUCCCCCUUCUGCUCUUUGCAAGAUAAUUUUGAGCGAAGUCUUUGAAGAAUGCCACAAGGUGAUACCACCACAAGAUUUUUACAAGGGCUGUGUCUUUGAUGCAUGUUUCAUGACCAAUACAUCCAUGCAGUGUUCCAGCUUGGAGAUAUAUGCCACUCUGUGUGCCACAAGAGGUGUUUGUAUUGACUGGAGAGGAGAGACCAAAGGCAAAUGCCCAUAUAAAUGUCCAGUGGACAAAGUAUAUAAGCCAUGUGGGCCUCUUAAUCCUGCUACCUGUGAUUCAAGGGCUAUUCAACACAAUGGCACUGGCCUAACUGAAGGAUGUUUCUGCCCUGAAGGACAGUUUCUCUUCAAUGAAAACAGCGGUGUUUGUGUCCCUCACUGUCGUAUCUGUAUAGGACCAGAUGGACUGCCCAAAUUACCUGGAGACCAGUGGAAAAGCAAUUGCCAGAACUGUGUUUGUGACAAGGACACUCUCAUAGUGCAGUGUACAAAACAACAGUGUAAACCACUCCCACCAGUCUCUUGUGAUGACCCAGGGUUUGUACCUGUGCAGUCACUGACACAAGAAGACCCAUGCUGUGUCCAGACUGAAUGCCGAUGUGACACUAGCAAGUGCCCUGAAUCAGUGGCCAGCUGUCAACCAGGAUACGAGUUAAUCCCAGAAGUAUUAAAUGGAAAUUGUUGUACUAUCUUCACAUGUAAGCUAAUACCAGGCUGUGUAACCAAUGGAACUUUCUACAUGCCUGGAGCUGUCAUUCCAAAAGGUACCUGUGAAAACUGCACCUGCUCUGCUGAAGUAGAGCCAGACAGUCAGAGAAACAUUGUUGACUGCCAGCCCAUUCCAUGUGACACAGAGUGCCCAGUGGGCUAUACAUAUAAGAUGAAAUCUGGACAGUGCUGUGGUGAGUGUGUACAGGAGGCUUGUGUACUGAAGUUGGAGGAUAAUACAGUCCAUGUGCUUCAGGCUGGAAAAGACUGGCACAAGCCCGGUGAUAACUGUACCUCCUAUAUAUGUGAACAAAUUGAGGAUCAGUUUAUCCCUGUCACUGUAAGGAAAGUCUGUGGAACCAUGUACCCAGAAAACUGCGACCCGGCUGAUAUCAAGCUAAGUGACGAUGGCUGCUGCAAAAUAUGCUCACCAAGCCAAAAAAUUUGUAGACUGUAUAAUACUACCACUGUCAUCAGUCACAAUGAAUGCCACUCUUCUGUGCCCGUUGAACUAACAUACUGCGAAGGCAACUGUGAUACUUCUUCAAUGUAUUCCCCUGAGGCGAAUGUGAUGCAGCACACGUGCAAGUGUUGUCAGGAGGUCAAGACCAGCAAAAGACAGGUGACCCUGAGCUGCCCUGAUGGAAGCACCACUGAUUACUCAUACAUCCACGUGGAGCAGUGCGAUUGUGCGGGCACAGAGUGCAUCCCCCAAACCCCUCCCACCACUCCAGCACAGCAGCAGGAGCAAGAAGAGCAACAACAGGAACAGAUCCAGCCGCAACAAGAGCAGUCCUAGAACCAGGAGCAGAACCAGAAAAAUGAACCAAAACCAGGAAGAGUAGAAUAUAGACUGAAAUAAAUCUUUUCACUUUUUUUCCCCUAAUAAUAAACAAGUAUCCAAAGCAGCUAGAAUCUUGGACAUAUGGAUGAAAUUCCUGUAUACAGCCUAGAAAUUUCUGUUUCCUAAUUAUUUCAGCUUCCAUUAUCAAUGGGUCUCAUUGCUUUGAGUGUCUUCUUUUAACUUGAGAGUUGCAGCAUUAGGAAAUCUUGAGGUUUGUUUUUUCUCGGCGAUGCUAUAUGACUGACAGCUUUUCCUUCAGUAGGGUGGGGUGGGUGGAACUAUACUCUAUUUCCACGGCACUUUUAGGAAGUCCUUGAAGUAAACUAUAGUCUCUUUUUGGCUUGAAAUUUUCCCUGUGGUGAUUCUGAUACUGACUGCCCAAGGCCAAGCAGCCAAACAUCACUGCGUCAUUAAUAAUUUUUCACUAGUCACAGUCAUUACAGUGUGUCCCACACCCACCUGACACUGACUAAUCAUUGCAUUGAAUUAGACAACUUUUAAAAUCCCCUUUGAUUCCAGUUCAGUUAGGCAGUGUCAACAAUUCAAGUCCAGGAAAAACACAGACUAUCGCUCUCACCUUCCUACCUUUUUGUUUGUUUGCUUGUUUGUUGUUUUAGCAUUAAAGAGAGUUUAGGUUAUAGUAACUGCAUCUUCUCAAACUUUAAAGAUACUGGGGGGUUUUGUGGUGUUGUAGGAAAGAAAGGAAGGAAGAAAGAAACCCUAUCAUACAAGGCUGCUGCAGACUAUCCUAUGUUUACAUGAGAUCAUCAGCAUAGUAAAUGAAUGAAAAUUUGGAUGUUUGUAUUAUUUGUUUUUGGUUAACUGUUUACAUAAGAAAUAUAUUUUUUGCCAAAAGGGGUAGAUGAAGGAUUUUUGUAAACAAAAGUAAUAAUAAUAGUAAUAUAAAUUCUUUCCUAGGAAGCUGAGAUUUUUUUAAAAUGUUGUAUCAUUGCUAUUUAUUUUGUUUCUGGGAAAAAUAAGUGUACUGGACCAUUUCUUCCACAAUUAAUGUUGCCCCCAUUUUCUAGCGUUAGUGGGUAUCUGGUUGUGGGAUGUUUUCUUUUUCUAUUUUGUUUGUUUCCUAAGAAGAAAAAAGUUAUGAUGAUUAAUAAACUUUUAGCAUUUUGCAA
Messenger RNA from Chelonia mydas (Green sea turtle), 17071 nucleotides. It is a transcript of the gene MUC5AC, whose product is annotated as mucin 5AC, oligomeric mucus/gel-forming. NCBI's taxonomy places the organism in Eukaryota, Metazoa, Chordata, Testudines, Cheloniidae. Gene Ontology annotation, molecular function: protein binding. Gene Ontology annotation, cellular component: extracellular matrix. The record is from RefSeq and is a predicted model, not a curated record. The transcript is spliced from 49 exons. The coding region runs from base 6 to 15896 and encodes 5296 amino acids.